This is a messenger RNA of Mauremys mutica (yellowpond turtle), 1864 nucleotides long. RefSeq names its product gap junction protein beta 7 (gene GJB7). The transcript has a single exon. The record is from RefSeq and is a predicted model, not a curated record. The coding region runs from base 2 to 808 and encodes 268 amino acids. Gene Ontology annotation, cellular component: connexin complex. Gene Ontology annotation, biological process: cell communication. NCBI's taxonomy places the organism in Eukaryota, Metazoa, Chordata, Testudines, Geoemydidae.
CAUGAGCUGGGGAUUCCUGCGAGACAUCCUAAGUGGAGUGAAUAAAUAUUCAACAGGGAUUGGCAGGAUCUGGUUGGCUAUUGUGUUUAUAUUCCGCCUGCUUGUCUAUGUUGUGGCAGCAGAACAUGUCUGGAAGGAUGAACAGAAGGAAUUUGAGUGCAACAUCAGGCAACCGGGUUGUGAAAACGUCUGCUUUGACUACUUCUUCCCUAUUUCCCAGAUCAGGCUUUGGGCCUUGCAACUGAUCAUGGUCUCUACCCCUUCUCUUUUGGUUGUUCUCCAUGUUGCCUAUCGAGAGAGCAGGGAAAAGCGACACAAAAAGAAACUUUACAAGACCCCAGGGAGCAUGGAUGGUGGAUUGCUGUGUACUUAUCUCAUCAGCCUCAUUUUCAAAACAGGAUUUGAAAUUGGUUUCCUGGUUUUGUUUUACACGUUGUAUGGUGGAUUCAACGUGCCACGCCUUGUGAAGUGUGACAUGAGGCCAUGUCCUAACACUGUAGAUUGCUAUAUCUCCAAGCCCACAGAGAAGAAAGUCUUCCUCUAUUUUGUGGUGGUGACUUCGUGCUUGUGCAUUGUAUUAAAUGUAAGUGAACUGAGCUAUCUGAUUUUCAAAUACACCAUAAAAUGUUGCCUUGAGAGAUAUGACAAGAAAGUUCAAACCAUGAAAAGUGAGUGCCAGAAGCUGAAAUACAUUGAUCCGGAUGAAACAGCAAGUACAGCUCUGUUCCACAGCAAUGCUUCACCACUGCUUCUCAAUAUGCCAGAUAAACCUGAAAGUAACUUACCUACUGACUUGAGAGAAGGAUAAAAAUGAUAUUGCAUGAUGUUAAACUUCUUGAAUUACUCCUUUUACAUGAGUUCAAAGAAAUCCAUGAGUGGAUAAGGAGGAACUUUUAUUUCUAUCUAGAAAAUAGUGUAUUCUCUUUUUCUCUUAAAAAAAAUUAUCAGAUACCUGCUGUUGGGCUUUUGCCUUCCCAUUUACCUGUAUUACGUAUUAUUCAGGUUUGUUCAGGCUGAAUCAAGGCAAUGUAAAAGGUUGAUAUUUCUACUCAGAAGUAAUAUAAAUACUGAAGCUUGUGAUACAUCAUCUUGAAAGGACAUUUGCUCAAAUAGUUGUGUUUUGUAUAUUUUAUGUGGCUGCUUUGGUUCAGUUUUUUGUUGCUUUUGAAGAGGAUCUUUAUGUCUUAAAGCUGAAAGACCCUGGGAUUGGUUAGAAUAAAGGAAUGAAAAGGGGAUAUAAAGCCGUACAGAUUAGGUCACUCUGCCAAUUCGAAUCCAGCCCAGGACAAUAUGAGUAACUGAAAAGGGCUGAUAACUUGUGGCUGCUAACUGUCCUAUGUGAUUAGGUCACUAUAUGAGUGAUGGGCUGAGCCUAGAUCUGUUUAUAUACUAAUAUUUGUACCAUUUUACAACAACAAUUAAACACACCUGCUGGCAGCCUGAUACCAAGGACUGACCUAGCUAGCUGUCUCUUAGCUACUUAAACAGCACUUAUUGCUGUAGUAGUUGAGCACCUCACAAUCUUUAAUGUAUUUACCUCCUGUGGGGGUAUUUCUGCCAUUUUUAUAGGCGGCAGAAACAGACAUGGGGACAUUAAAUGGUUUGCCUAAGAUCACACAGGAAGUCUGCAGCCCAGUAGGGAAUUAAUCCCACAUUUCCCAUGUCCCAGACUACCUCAGUAACCAUUGGACCUUCCCUUCCUCUCUACAGCUAUAGAGAUUGAAUAACUUUGUCAGCUAUCAAAGUCCUGCUUCUCAGGUUUGGGUUGAAGCACACUAGCUGGGCGCCAUGGGUGGCGGUGAGAGGAUUUCAGAAUGUGUUUCAAAAUUAUGGUCUUUUAAAAUUAACAUUAUAUAGUUAAACU